GUGAGCUCAUCAACCUCCUCCUCCAAGGAGGGAGGUGGCUGAGGCUCUGUCUAUUGCUGGUGGGUGGGUGGUUUCCAUCCUCAGCAUCACCAACCAAAGGAGGGGGGGACAGAGAGAGAGAGAGAGAGAGCAGUUGCUGAUGUUGUGCUCUGAAGCAACCUCAGUAGAAGGGAAAAUGGAUCCAGCUUGCACAUCCCUCGCCUUUCAACACCUUCCCUUGGUUUCAGCAUGGUGAGCAUAAGCAACAGAGAAGCAUCGGCUUCAUCGCUGCUUUCCUUAAUCAUCUCUAAAUCCGAUGGCAAUCGAUAUUUGAGGACUGCCCAAGGAGCUGAUGGGGCUAUCUUUACGAAUGUCACACAGUAGGUUCUGAGACAACUUUAAUGGAAAGAAAGAAAAAAUGGCUGUUCCCAUUUGAAAAAGGAUUCUCACGCACAGACUCACAACAGCCAACAGCCAUGUCAAAAAAAGGACGCAGCAAGGCUGAAAAGCCUGAGGCACUGAUUAUGUCCUUACAAGCUGCCAAUGAAGAUCUCAGGACCAAGCUAACAGACAUUCAAAUUGAGCUUCAUCAGGAGAAGUCUAAGGUAAGCAGACUCGAAAGGGAGAAAACCCAAGAAACGAAGCGGAUCCGGGAGCUGGAGCAGCGCAAGCAGACAGUGCAGAUCACUGAACUGAAAGCGAAGCUCCACGAGGAGAAGAUGAAGGAGCUGCAGGCCGUGCGGGAGAAUCUCAUCAAGCAGCACGAGCAGGAAAUGGCUCGGACAAUGAAAAUCAGAGACAGUGAAAUCCAGAGGCUCAAGUCAGCCCUGUACGCGUUGCGGGAAGGGAGCAGCGACAAAGUACGGACAGCACUGACCAUUGAGGCUCGCGAAGAGGCCAGGAAACAAUUUGACUCUGAGCGCCUUAAGCUUUUGCAGGAAAUUACCGAACUCAAGUCUGCCAAAAAGCAGGUGGACGAAGCCCUGAACAACAUGAUCCAGGCGGAUAAGAUCAAAGCGGGGGAUCUUCGGAGUGAGCACCAAUCCCACCAGGAAGCAAUCUCGAAGAUCAAAUGGGAGAGCGAGAGGGAUAUCCGCAGACUGAUGGAUGAGAUCAAAGCAAAAGACAGAACCAUCUUCUCCUUGGAGAAAGAGCUGGAGACCCUGACUGGAUAUGUUCAGAAGCUUCAACUGCAGAAGGAGGCUUUGGACGAACAGCUGUUCUUAGUAAAGGAGGCCGAAUGUAACAUGAGCAGUCCCAAAAGAGAGAUCCCAGGCAGAGCAGGAGAUGGCUCUGAACAUUGCAGCAGUCCUGACCUACGCAGAAACCAGAAGAGGAUGGCAGAGCUCAAUGCUACCAUACGGAAACUCGAGGACAGGAACACACUGCUGGUGGAUGAGCGGAAUGAACUGUUGAAACGUGUUCGGGAAGCCGAAAAACAAUGCAAACCUCUUCUGGAAAGAAAUAAGUGCCUCUCCAAGAGAAAUGAUGAACUCAUGCAGUCGUUGCAGCGCAUGGAGGAGAAGCUCAAAGCAAUCGCUAAGGAGAAUUUAGAAAUGAAAGAAAAAAUGACAUCACAUCCUCCUCUGAAGAAAUUAAAAUCUCUCAAUGACUUGGAUCAAGCUAAUGAAGAGCAAGAGACUGAAUUUUUGAAGCUUCAGGUUAUAGAACAGCAGAACAUAAUUGAUGAAUUGACACGGGAUAGAGAGAAACUUAUUCGUCGCAGGAAGCAUAAAAGAAGUUCCAAGCCAAUCAAGAGACAUAUAUUGGACACAGUUUAUGGGGGUGAUGAUGACUCCAUGGACUCAGAAACCUCAUCCAUGGCUUCAUUCAGGACAGACAGAACACCAGCAACUCCAGAUGAAGACCUGGAUGAAAGCUUAGCAGCUGAAGAAUCAGAGUUGCGAUUUCGACAAUUGACAAAGGAGUAUCAAGCCCUGCAGAGAGCCUAUGCAUUACUGCAAGAGCAAACAGGAGGUAUCAUAGAUGCAGAACGAGAAGCCAAGGCACAGGAGCAGCUCCAAGCUGAAGUCCAGAGGUACAGAGCUAAAAUAGAGGAUCUGGAAAAAACGCUGGCCCAGAGAGGACAGGACUCCCAUUGGGUAGAAGACAAGCAACUUUUUAUUAAGAGGAAUCAAGAGCUUUUGGAUAAGAUAGAAAAACUGGAAAUCGAUAACCAUCGAUUGCAACAGGAGCUGCAGGAUGCCAGAGAUCAAAAUGAGCUGUUGGAGUUUCGGAAUCUGGAGCUUGAAGAAAGAGAAAGAAGGUCUCCACCAUUUAAUCUACAAAUCCACCCAUUCUCCGAUGGUGUAAGUGCUCUGCAGAUCUACUGCAUGAAAGAAGGUGUCAAGGAUGUUAGCAUUCCAGAUCUUAUAAAACAGUUAGACAUUUUGGGCGACAAUGGGAAUUUAAGAAAUGAAGAGCAAGUGGCCAUAAUUCAAGCUAGCACCGUGUUGUCCCUGGCAGAAAAGUGGAUACAGCAGAUUGAAGGGGCUGAGGCAGCUCUGCACCAGAAGAUGAUGGAGCUGGAGAGUGACAUGGAGCAGUUCUGUAAAAUAAAAGGUUAUCUAGAGGAAGAACUGGACUACAGGAAACAAGCUCUUGACCAGGCCUAUAUGAGAAUCCAGGAGCUUGAAGCCACUUUGUACAACGCUUUGCAGCAAGAAACAGUGAUCAAGUUUGGAGAACUGCUCAGUGAGAAGCAGCAGGAGGAACUUAGGACCGCUGUCGAAAAAUUAAGACGGCAGAUGCUGAGAAAAAGCAGAGAAUAUGAUUGCCAGAUCUUGCAGGAGAGAAUGGAGUUGCUUCAGCAGGCACAUCAGAGGAUCAGAGAUUUAGAAGAUAAAACUGACAUCCAGAAGAGACAGAUCAAGGAUUUAGAAGAAAAGUUUCUUUUUCUGUUCUUGUUCUUCUCUCUUGCCUUUAUUCUUUGGCCUUGAUGUCAAAUGUGCCUCUUGAAAGGUAAGACUGCUUUCUUUCUUUUCCCUUAAAAUACUAAGCCACACACAUACCUCUUUCUAGGUUCUUAUCCAAAGCAGCACAGCUGAAUAUCUAAACCAAUGUUGAUCCAGAAACAAGAUCAAUCAAGUGUGUUUCAGACCUUCUACAAAGGGCCAUUUCAUACAUUAUGCAGAGGCCAACUUGAGUUUUCCACAGGAAGUUGCAGCCAAUCUCAGCUCCCUGAGUGGACCUUUCUGUUGUAUGUGUUUGUAAACACAUUUAUUGCACUCAGACUUUACAUUAGAUGGUUGCUGUAAUGUGUGGUGACCCUAAGGAAAUGUGGAAUGUUGCCUUUGUCCAGAAUAUAUUAUUGGUUGGUUCUAACCUUUGUCCUCUGUCCAGCAAUCCUUCCCUCAUUAUUUUCCAUAGCACCAGCUUUUGGUAAUAUAGAGUCUGAACCGUAAGUCAUCAUUUGGAGUGACUAGCUUAAGAUGCAGAACAACAACAACAGCAAAAGAUUUCAUGGUUUGACUUCUCUUUAUGUCUUUAGAGUAUAAUAAACUAAUAGCUACUCACCUAGACUGAACUGUCUUUAAAGACACUAUCGAAGUAGAAAAAAUACCCCCAAAUUCUAAAUUUAAAGAUUGGUCUCUUCUAAAUAAAUAUAAAGGAAGACACAUAUAUGGUUGCUUUUCAAGUCUCCUUAUUAACAGUUGACAUUUUACUUUGAUUUGUAUAGGUUGUAGCAAGCUGCCAGCACUCGCCACUAUGCCCCACUCUCUCCAAACUGGUGUGGGAGAUGAGCCAGGAAGGUCACAAGUGUCAUCGCCCACUAUGAUGACAUCACACGUGGGUGCUGUUUGCUUACCAGCCAGCACCAUGAUUGCUGCCAGCUGGGCAAGAGAGGGCCUAGCUGGGCAUUACCUUAGAGCCAUGUAAAUGGUCCAGAGAUGCUUAGAAGAGGGAGGAGAUGGAAGGAGAGGGGAAAGCAGAGAGACUGGAAGCGGGUACUACUCUUUAAUUAGGGAGGUCAUUUGAAUGGUCCCCUUUUACCAGACGUGCCUUUCUCUUGCUUUCUAGAGUGAUUGACUAUACAGAAAAGUCCUCAAAGGGCAGAUGCUUCCAAACACACGAAGAAGAGAAGACUGUUUACAACCAUUGCAAAACAAAGCAACACUCUGUCACCGAGAGACCACACCCACCAUGUAGUUUUAAGCCAUUACUUCAAGGUUUGUUACUUGACAGUUCCCUGUCUAAAGCUACAAGAUAUGCUGCACUUAAUAACAUUCUAUAAGGAGGGAGACAAAUAUGCCAUCAGCAUAUAUCACUAGGAUUUUUAUUUUAUUUUUUAUGGUGAAGAAUCAGCAAGCAAACCACAUUCAGUCGAUUGAGUAAAGGUAUGCCAGGCAAGGAACCAAAGUUACUAUGAACAAUCUAUCCCUGCUGUGCAGGGGGGUUAUUUUAAACACGGACACCAACUUCCCAUGAAAGUCAUCGACAAUAAAGGGGACAGAGCAGAAGAAACGUAUCCAGGACUCUAAAGGGGACAGUGACAAUAAAGCAGUUGAUGUGGAAA
Messenger RNA from Podarcis raffonei (Aeolian wall lizard), 4495 nucleotides. It is a transcript of the gene JAKMIP2, whose product is annotated as janus kinase and microtubule interacting protein 2. The record is from RefSeq and is a predicted model, not a curated record. Gene Ontology annotation, molecular function: kinase binding; microtubule binding. NCBI's taxonomy places the organism in Eukaryota, Metazoa, Chordata, Lepidosauria, Squamata, Lacertidae. The transcript has 21 exons. The coding region runs from base 381 to 2918 and encodes 845 amino acids.